This is a messenger RNA of Manihot esculenta (cassava), 1669 nucleotides long. RefSeq names its product putative UPF0481 protein At3g02645. Bases 89 to 1471 code for a protein of 460 amino acids. Lineage: Eukaryota; Viridiplantae; Streptophyta; Magnoliopsida; Malpighiales; Euphorbiaceae. The record is from RefSeq and is a predicted model, not a curated record. The transcript has 2 exons.
CAUUCAUUCUUAAGACUAUUCAUUAGCAUCCGCUUGAAAUUAGAGGACCAAACACAGAGGACACCGUUGACUGCACGCCUUCAAGUUUAUGCUCCCGAGGUUUUUCCUUUGCCAUCUCAUUUUCACGUUAUUAGCCAAAUUCAAUCACAGCACCAAUUGGAUGGAAAUCCAAAGAGAAAGAAGCAGCAGCUGUGCCUCAGUUAACAUUGAACAUCCUCAAGGCAGUAGCCUGUUGGUAACUUCUAUGAAGAACAGGUUGAGAAGUUUAGCCCCUGUAUCCUCAGAGAGAUGUAUUUAUAGAGUACCCAAGAGACUCCGAGAUGUUAAUGAGAAAGCCUACACGCCUCGAUUAGUUUCAAUUGGUCCUCUUCACCAUGGCAGGCCUGGCUUAGGUGCCAUGGAAGAGCACAAAUGGAGACAUUUACAGAAUUUUCUGCAGCAGACAAAGGUAAAGUUGGAUGAUCUUGUGAAGUUUAUAAAAGACAGGGAGAAAAGAGCAAGAAACUGCUAUGCUGAAACUAUUGAGCUUACCAGUGAUGAAUUUGUGCAAAUAAUCACUGUUGAUGCAGCAUUCACUAUUGAUAUUUUGUUGGGAAGAGUUUUUCCUCACUUAACUUGUGAAAUCGAAUGCGUCAUUGAUAGAUCAGGCCUUGUGUUUGAUAUAUAUCGUGACAUGUUGUUGAUUGAAAAUCAGCUUCCAUACUUCAUUCUUGGGGAUGUCUUGGAUCUUGCCAAGAGCAGAGCAGCUUCUGGUUCAAGUCAGUGGCCUUCCCUUCUUAAUAUAAUCCAUGCUUAUUUCAAUUCCUUUGCACAACUAGAUCAUGACUUCAACACCAUGAAAAGCUCUGAAGUUAGGCAUUUUGUUGAUUUCCUAAGGCUUUGUCACCGGCCAUUCAGGCAAAAACAACCACUAAGGCGGAGACUAGUGUUCGACGGGACAAAAAGCUUAACUGAGCUUCAUGAAGCUGGAGUUAAAUUCAAGGUAGCAUCAACAAAACACUUGCUGGACUUGCAAUUUAUUGAUGGAAUUCUGGAAAUACCGCAUAUAAGGGUGAGUGAGAUGACAGAAGCAUUUUUUCGGAAUCUUAUUGCAUUCGAGCAGUGCCACUGCAAAGUUUCAGAUAUCAGUGAUUAUAUUGUCAUCAUGGACAUCCUUAUAAACACUGCCCAUGAUGUAGAAUUACUUGUCAAAUGUGGGAUUAUGAAAAACAUGCUGGCUAACAAUCUAGAAGCUGCAAUGCUUUUCAACAACCUUGCCAAAGAAGUUUUGUUUGAUUCUAAUGUGUUCAGUUAUUCACUUCUCUGCGAAGAUUUGAAUGAUUACUGCAAAGUCCGUUGGCAUAAGUGGCAGGCAAUAUUGAAACACAAUUACUUCAACAAUCCAUGGGCUGUCAUUUCUGUCACUGCCGCAGUUAUUCUUCUUCUGCUCACUUUCGUACAGACUCUUUGUUCUGUGAUACAGAUCUCAUAGUAAUCUACGAAGCAACAAGCAACAAGCAGGAAAAGGCUGCUUAUUAUGGGAAGCUCAAGCUAAGAUUCUAGAAGAUUAGCAAUAUUUAUUCUACAACCUAGUGGAAGCUAGUUAGUUAUUCUGUUGUAACCAACUCUACCAGCUGAGCCUCUAUAUAAGGUAUCAAUAAGAAGCAUCUUGAAUGCACCUCUUCUUCCA